Glycine soja is the source of this 1002-nucleotide messenger RNA. Its product is annotated as protein TORNADO 2-like. Bases 23 to 904 code for a protein of 293 amino acids. NCBI's taxonomy places the organism in Eukaryota, Viridiplantae, Streptophyta, Magnoliopsida, Fabales, Fabaceae. Gene Ontology annotation, biological process: auxin-activated signaling pathway. Gene Ontology annotation, cellular component: plasma membrane; plasmodesma. The record is from RefSeq and is a predicted model, not a curated record. The transcript has 2 exons.
UAUGAAAAAAUGACACCUUUUUAUGGAUUGUCCAAGCAUCACUCUCUCCAUUUUGGUUUUUCAUGAACAACUAGCAACCACCCUUUUUUCUAAGAUGGCAAUGAGCAACAAUGUGAUCGGAUGCAUAAACUUCGUGGCCGUGAUCCUCUCAAUCCCGAUCAUCGGCGCCGGAAUCUGGCUAACAAACGGGGAUGCCGAUUCAUGCGUCCAGUUCCUGCAAUGGCCCGUCAUCAUCCUCGGAGUCCUCAUCCUCGUCGUGGCCCUUGCAGGUUUCAUCGGAGCCUUCUUCAGAGUCUCGUGGCUCCUCAUCGUUUACCUCGUUGCCAUGCUCGUCCUCGUCAUACUCUUAGUGUCUUUGGUCGCUUUUGUUUACAUGGUCACGCUUCGGGGACACGGCAACAUCGAACCUAACCGCGCUUACUUGGAGUACCGCAUGGAUGAUUUUUCUGGCUACCUUCGUCGUAGGGUUAGAAGCUCGUUCAAGUGGGACCGCAUCAGAAGCUGUCUUAGCCAAACCAACAUGUGCGCUGAGCUUAACCAGAGUUAUAGAAUGGCUCAGGACUUCUUCAACGCUCGUCUAACGCCCAUGCAGUCAGGGUGCUGCAAGCCACCAACGCAAUGUGCGUACACGUUUGUGAAUCCAACCUAUUGGAUUAGCCCCAUCAACACUGCAGCAGAUAUGGAUUGCCUGCAAUGGAGCAACGACCAAACACAACUUUGCUACAACUGCGACUCGUGCAAGGCCGGUUUAUUGGCAAAUCUUAGGAAGGAGUGGAGAAGGGCCAAUGUGAUAUUAAUCAUCACAGUCAUUGUUUUAAUAAUUGUGUAUUUGGUAGGGUGCUGUGCCUUUAGGAAUGUCAAAACUGAGGACCUCUUCCGCAAAUACAAACAAGGCUACACUUGAAAAGCUUUAGGUUCAAUGUGUGUGUGUGUGUGUUUUUUUUUUUUAUAAAUGUUAGUUUUUUUUAUUAGUAAAGAGGAUUAAAUCUGCAAUUUCUCUUA